Messenger RNA from Chaetomium globosum CBS 148.51, 678 nucleotides. RefSeq lists its product as uncharacterized. The transcript is spliced from 2 exons. The record is from RefSeq and is a predicted model, not a curated record. Lineage: Eukaryota; Fungi; Ascomycota; Sordariomycetes; Sordariales; Chaetomiaceae. The coding region runs from base 1 to 678 and encodes 225 amino acids.
AUGUGGAAACUACUUCUCUUCCUGGUGCCACUCGUCUUGCCGGGCACCGCUGCUCUUGUAUCGCGUGGUUCGGCGGGGCAACGGCCAAUCGACCGCUUCUCCGUUAACGAUGAGACAAGGUGUAAAGUCAGCCAUGUGACGAGAUACGACAUGGCGAGGAAACGGAAUCCUGUAUUCUUCUCCACCAGCCCCCUGGAUGACCUGGAACAACCCAGUAUCGAGCCGAUGAACUCGACGGCUGGAGAACAGUGGGAAUUUGACGGGGUCUCGGAAGAUGGCAUGCAGGCAUUCGUCUUUGGGUUCUACCGGGAUCCCAACUUCUCCUUCUUCGGAGCUGGCAAUUUACGCGUGUACGCCGAAUUUGCGUUUGCUAAUGGCUCUCGUUAUGCGAUAGUGGACUAUGCCGAGGAGUCGACCAUCGAGUCUUGUCCGCACACAGGCACGCGCGGGAUUUGGAAAGCUGACGACUGGGCUUACAUGUUUGAGAUCUCAGCCGACAUGUCGCAGACGAGGAUCACCGUUAGCAACCCAGAGGCUGAGAUUACAGUUUUGAUGGCGUCUAUAUCGCCUCCACGUACCUCAUUUUUACUGGACCGAGCCUGUCCCCGUGGCCGAAGUGGCCGUCGAUGCCACGAUCUACGGCGAGACGUUGUCAUGGUCGGGAAUGGGCGGGCAUGA